CAUUGAUGGAGCUUGCAAUAUUGGAUUUUAACAUGGUCCAGGCUAUCCACCUUCAAGAUCUAAAAUAUUCAUCAAGGUGGUGGAGAAAUACAUGUUGGGAUAAGAAGUUAAGCUUUUGUCGAGACCGGUUGGUGGAGAACUUUCUGUGGACAGUUGGUGUUAAUUACCUACCUAAGUUUAGCCUUGGAAGGAAAACGCUAACAAAGGUUAACGCCAUGAUUACUACUAUCGAUGAUGUCUAUGAUGUUUAUGGUACUUUGGACGAACUUCAAAAAUUUACCGAUGUUACCACCAGAUGGGAUAUCAAUGCGAUUGAAGAACUCCCGGAUUAUAUGAAGAUUUGUUUCCUUGGAUUCUACAACACCAUAAAUGAGAUCACAUAUGAUAAUUUGACAAACACAAGAUUACUCAUCCUUCCAUACCUAAAGAAAGCAUGGGCAGACUUAUGCAAGUCAUUCCUAGUAGAAGCAAAGUGGUACCAAAGUGGACAUACACCAACACUCCAAGAGUACUUAGACAAUGCUUGUAUAUCGGUAUCUGGUCCUACAAUACUCAUGCAUUGUAAUUUUUUAACAUCUAUGACUUCAACGCAAGAGAUCUUGCAAUGCAUGGAAAGAAUUGACAACAUUGUUCGCUACUCAUCACUAAUCUUUCGACUUGCAAACGACUUGGGGACAUUCUCGGACGAAAUGGCAAGAGGGGAUAAUCCAGAAGCAAUUAAUUGUUACAUGAAUGAGACUGGUGCUACCGAAGCCGAAGCUAGAAGUUAUAUGAAAUUGUUAAUCAGCAAGACAUGGAAGAAACUUAACAAAGAAGUAACAGGUGUUGCAGGUUCUCAAUUUUUACAGGAGUUCGUUGACUGUGCAACAAACCUAGCUAGGAUGGCACAGUUCAUGUAUGGUGAAGGAGAUGGGUUUGGUCGUCCAGAACUAGUGACUAAAUCUUAUAUAUUAUCGUUGUUGUUUAAUCCAAUCGAAGGUCUACAUUAACUAAUAGCCAAGACUGUUUAUCUUUCAUUAAUUAGAGAUCAUCUAGGGAAUUGAUCAUUUCCAAAAUUAAGUGACAUCAUGUUGCUKAACUAAUGYUG
Molecule: messenger RNA, 1087 nt
Organism: Cynara cardunculus var. scolymus (artichoke)
Lineage: Eukaryota; Viridiplantae; Streptophyta; Magnoliopsida; Asterales; Asteraceae
Product: R-linalool synthase QH5, chloroplastic-like
Exons: 5
Coding region: 6-989 (327 amino acids)
Biological process (GO): diterpenoid biosynthetic process
Molecular function (GO): magnesium ion binding; terpene synthase activity
Source: RefSeq, a predicted model, not a curated record